UGGUGCCGAAAUGUGAGACGGACAGAAACCAGGAAGUAAAGAGCAACAACAACAACAACAGAGAGAGUGAGAGAGAGAGAGAGAUAGAGAUGGCCCGGGAGCCCUGGUUAAUGAAAUAUGAUUCCUCCUGUCAUCUAGCACAGGAAAUUGCUGAAAAUAUUCAUGAGCGUAAUAGACAGAAGACAACAGGAGGUAAUCCUUCCAAGCUGAAUGUGACAAUUCAAAUAUCUCUACAGAGGCUCCAAGAACAGAUUAGCCAGUUGAAGGAUUCUUUGUUGCGCAGUUUGUCGACACGCCAAAUUACACAAUUUGAAGCAGACAGGCGUCAAAAUUUGGUGGAUGAUUUGUUAACGAGACACCGACAGCUUCAGACAUCACUCAAGAAUGAUGGCACAGAGCCUGAUGUAAUGAGGUCUAGCCUUAUAACUGGAGAUCAGAGGACAGGACCUAUCAAUCCUUGGUUAAUGGAAGAAUCAGAGGAGACUAAGGGGCUCGAUUUUCAUGAAAUCAAGCAUCAACAGCAGAGGAUCAUACAAGAGCAAGAUGCUGGAUUGGAAGCUCUGGUCACAGUGAUAGCCAGACAAAAGCAGAUGGGUCAAGAUAUUGGAAAUGAACUAGAUGAACAAAAUGAAAUCAUUGAUGACCUGACACAUUUAGUGGAUAAAACUGAUUCCAGAAUUCAGAGUGAAACAAGACGUGUCAAAUUGGUUGAUAAGAAGUCAGCCUCUUGUGGAAUGCUGGUGAUUAUUGUAUUGCUGCUGAUUGCCAUUGUUGUCGUUGCUGUCUGGCCAACUAGCUAAUGAAGGAAUACUGGCACAGAACUAACUUUGGUGAACACAAAUUGGAUGCUGAAACUGAAAACUAAACAACUUGUUCUUCCUGAAAUCCUGGGACAACAUUAGGGAUAAGUAUCCCAGUCAAGCAAUAGAAUAUAUAAAUGUGUUUGUAAUACUAUUCUAUUACUGUCUGAGGUUCAUGAAAAAUUGGAUUGAUCAAGAUCAAAAGAAAACUAGCUUCUUAAGUUAGAAGUGCAUUCCUGAUUUAAUUUCUGCCUUAAAUUGAGAGAGGGGGGUUGCAACUCUUGAGUCACUGGGAUACUACACCAUCUAAGGCCUGUAAUUAAUAUACAAUUUUGAGCAUUUGCCCCUCAGAAGUCUUCAAUCUGCACGAAUGUAUUUUUUUCUAUACAAAGUUUGAGGAAUACUCCAAACUUAAGUAGUUUAUUCUUUGUUUCCCGAGUUGAAAUAGAAUCAUUGUAUACGAGUUAAAUGCAGAAAAAUGUCGAAAUUGAAUAUAUUAUAUUUUAGACCUGCUCUGAACAAUUAACUAAUUGCAUGCUUAGAGCUGCUCUAACUUGUUAAUUUGUUCUUCCCUCCUUUUUGCUCUGUUUCUGAUUACAAUUUUUUUCUUGUUUAAAGGAGGUGAACAUAAUCAUUUUAAAUCCUCAAACAGUCUUGUUAAAUAAGGCAGUUUCUACUGGCUCACGCUAUUACUCUGCUUUCCCAGGGAAAAUGCUUUUCUCAUUGCUUGUGGGGUCAGUGAAAGGGCUCUCAGUAGGGCACAGGGAGUGUGUGCUGUCUCACUGCCUGUAAACAGUGUUACUGUUCACACGCCUUCAUGAAAUUGAAACUUGGAACAAAUUGCUUUCUGCAUGGAAAUUCCAAUCUAACAGAACAUUAAUUACAAAUGAUUUUCUUAUAAUUUAGUAACUUUAUUGUCUUCACUUGCAUUAUGAUGCAUUCAGUUUUUAUAAGCAUUCGUUCAAAGUAUUUGCAAUAUUGGUCUA
Molecule: messenger RNA, 1786 nt
Organism: Stegostoma tigrinum
Lineage: Eukaryota; Metazoa; Chordata; Chondrichthyes; Orectolobiformes; Stegostomatidae
Gene: stx8
Product: syntaxin 8
Exons: 8
Coding region: 90-800 (236 amino acids)
Biological process (GO): vesicle fusion; intracellular protein transport
Cellular component (GO): SNARE complex; endomembrane system
Molecular function (GO): SNARE binding; SNAP receptor activity
Source: RefSeq, a predicted model, not a curated record